Molecule: messenger RNA, 2733 nt
Organism: Dicentrarchus labrax (European seabass)
Lineage: Eukaryota; Metazoa; Chordata; Actinopteri; Moronidae
Product: ankyrin repeat domain-containing protein 31-like
Exons: 12
Coding region: 8-2236 (742 amino acids)
Molecular function (GO): protein binding
Source: RefSeq, a predicted model, not a curated record
CAUCAUCAUGAGCUCACUGACAUCAAGUGCCUGUCAAGCAUUAGCGGAUCAUUCAUAUGUCAAAUAUCUGAGUAGGAAUGGGACGUCUGAAUUGAGAGACAUCCUGGAGAUGACUGACGACUAUACUCGGGAACAUGAGCGGAAUGGAGAUGAAUCACUGUCCGAUGAUGACUCUGUAAGCUUGUUAUGUGAUCUUAAUGCCUGCCGAAGCAGAGGGGCAGCUGAGGACAUGGAAAUAAGUGAUUUAGAUUCACAAGUUGGCAACAAAGAGUCGAAAAAGAAAAGGAAGAUAAAUGGACUCGAACCACCCGGGCCAUAUACAUCCAGCUGUAUCCGGUCUGCAGCAGGCCAUGCUAAUUCUACAUCUCAAUCAGCAAAUGCCUUGCAAUGUGUGAAAAUCCACACCAAGAGACAACUUAACAAGAGAAAUGAAAAGGGAGAGACUCAGCUGCACAAAGCGUGCCAGAGAGAAGAUCUGGCACAAGUCAAAGCACUCAUUCAAGCUGGGAUCAGUGUCAACAUAGAGGACUACGCAGGCUGGACAGCCCUCCAUGAAGCUUCUGCUGUGGGUGAUGAGGCAGUGGUUGAGGAGCUGUUGAGGGCUGGAGCUAAUGUUAACGCUAGAAACUGUGAUGGCGUCACACCCCUACAUGAUGCCGUUACCACUGGACACUAUCAGGUAGUGAAGCUUCUUCUCCAGUAUGGGUCAAAUGCCAGUGACAGGAAUGUCGGUGGCCUCAGCGCACUAGACAUGGCAGAGGAGGACAAUAUCAAAGAGCUACUCUUAACUUUCCAAGCAUCUUCUGUUAUUCAUCAGCACCUUUGUGAGGCACCUGCACAGUACAGACAGGCAGGUGACACAUCCUCAGAGGCUCGCUGCCACAUGCAGCUCUCCUGCCAGAGCAGCUUCAGUCCCAGCCACAAUGACACAGCAAAUGCACAAUCCAGAGAAUCAGAUGACAGAGACGGAGCCAGAGAGCCCGGUGACAUUCAGCUGAGAAAGAAAGACACCACCGCUGAUAGUCUGAGUCAUUCGGUGGCCGUGGUUUUGGAGGAUGUGAAGAGGAAACAAACCGAAAUCUCAAAUUGGCCUCUGGCAGGUGUUGGGGAUACAGGAAGAUUUCUCUCUGCUCUGACACAUAUCCAGAAUGUGCUGAUUGAGGUGCUCGGCAAACAGCAGUCGGAGAAGGAUAAUCUUGCCAAAAAAUGCCGGAGUGUGUCCGACUUCCUUCGGCAACGUGUGUUGAGAGGUCAACUCGUCUCCAUCGCUUCACAUCAGAGGACUUUGGUGGAGAUUCUCCAGAAGCAACUGCAUUUGGUAGAAGUGUAUGUAACCACAAAGGCCAAACUUUCCCCUCCAAACCAUAUGAGCAGUACCGUAGCCAGACAGCAGCAAGAUCAGUUCUGCACUCAAGCUUCCACACCCACCUUUCCUAAAGCUAGUGACUCACACAGCUGUAAUCAAGAGAGUCAAAGAAAGGAAGGCCAUAGAACAGCAACACAGCCCCAACUGUUAAGAUCAGUUCCUCCAAACAAUGCCAGGAACCUUACAAUGUCCAGACCUUCUGCUUCAUUACUAACGCAGGGGAAGAAGAUGCUGACACACACUGAUGUGCUGAAUAAGAAAGCCAGCAGCUGUCAGAGCAACACCCUGCAACCGCAAAAUACUUCACAACACAUCAACUUUCAGAAAAGAGGAAAUAAUGCCCUGAUACAGACAAGAGCUGAAGACAACAGCAGACAUCUCUCGAAGCUAAUACAGAGUGGAGUCAUGCAAACUGGAAGUACUCUACAGUUGUUGUUGAAGGGUCACUGGCACUUUGCUCAUGUGCUUUGUGAUAGCUCGAUUAAAGACAGUAAAGGCAAGUUGCAUGUGGCUCCAGAACGCUGGCUGGAGUCUAUCCUUGGUAACAACAUCCCUGUCAGCUCAGCAUACGCUUGGAACAAGGUGACGUUCAGAGACAAACCUUUGUCUCAUUACUUAUUGAACAUGGAGACUGAAGGAAACACUCCAGAGACAUAUCCUGAGGACGAUGUUCAGCACUGGAAGGCCGGAUCUUCUCGGGAGAUGCUGACCACAGAGGCAUCCUGCUUGAGCCGUCUCAUGAAAAUCAAAAUAAUCCAUUUGGUGGAUGAUGACGAACUGCUGCCAAACGCUAGGCUGAACAUCUACUGGGAGAAGCUCUUGAAGAAAGAAUAUUCAGAGUCUGAAGACUGGGGGAGUGAAUUAUUAUAAUUAUCUCUCCCCACAUUUUGUCCAUAACUGUUUGAGAGUUUAAAGGACCAGUGUGUAGGAUUUAGUGGCGAAGUGGUGAAGUUGCAGAUUGUAAUCAUUUAAAUACAGCUCAGCCCUCCAGGUGUGUAGGAAGAAACUAUCAAAAGCCCCUGUUUAGAGCCAGUGUUGUGUUUUUCCGUUCUGGGCUACUGUAGAAACAUGGCGGUUCAACAUGGUGGACCUGCUUGAUAAACUGACCACUCAUGAUUGGGGGGUACAGGGGGGUACAAUGUGACUUCCACUGAGUGAAUAUGGUUGAAAAGUAUUAUAUGAGUUUGUUGUUAUUUGUACUUCCGGUUUCAUGUUGUAAUUGUUUAUGUCAGACAGCUUCAGCUCUAUUUGGCCGUGUGGAAGUAGGAUGUAGUUUCACACUAUAUCUGUAAAGUGUUUACUACAGGUUUAUCUGCAGUAUCUAUAGUAUUUGCAAUGUUAACCGUUUCACUGUUAAACAAUAAAGA